Papilio machaon (common yellow swallowtail) is the source of this 1397-nucleotide messenger RNA. RefSeq names its product dynactin subunit 2 (gene DCTN2-p50). The transcript has 9 exons. The record is from RefSeq and is a predicted model, not a curated record. Gene Ontology annotation, cellular component: cytoplasm; dynactin complex; centrosome. The coding region runs from base 124 to 1236 and encodes 370 amino acids. Lineage: Eukaryota; Metazoa; Arthropoda; Insecta; Lepidoptera; Papilionidae. Gene Ontology annotation, biological process: mitotic spindle organization.
AUGUCAAUUUCACGAAACUUGCACAAUUGACGUCAUUUUGUAACAAUUUAAAACAAAAAUAUAAUUUUUUAGCAACGUUUCGACACAAAACGAGCGAGAGUAUAAAAAUCGAUCAAACCUAACAUGGCAGAUCCUAAAUAUGAAAACCUGCCUGGUAUAGCCUACGAUCAACCCGAUGUGUACGAAACUGGUGAUCUACCGGAAGCUGAUCAACCUGAACCAUUCGAGGAAGAAGAGAAUGAGAGUAUUGAACAACUGCAUUUGUCUGUGAAGGAUUCCUUCAAUAAGUUUAAAGGAAAAUUUCUUACUGGAAAUGUUGAUUUUUCGGAUAGAUUAAGCAGAAAAACAAGGAUCGGAUACAGGGCUGGUGAAUGGGAACUGGCAGCGGAAGGUGAGCCUGAGACUGCACUAGAACGGUACAACAGACUGCGUUGUGAAUUCUCAGAGCUACUAGAACAAGUCACAGAGCAGAGAGAUAAAGCCACUGAGAGUGAAAAGGAUGAACACAUCAAGUUGGCAGCUCAUAUUAAUUCUACAAAAAAACUGCUUGAAGAGUUAAAGUUAGAAGAAGGAGAACAGAUUGACCCUAAAGCUGAAAAACUGAAGGAAUAUUUAGCAACAAAUGCCAAGAAGAAACCAGGUGAGGUUGUGACAGCUCAGCUUAAACUGAAACCUGAAGUGAACCUUGCGCAGACCACUCGUAUAGCACAACUUGAAUAUAGAUUACACAAACUGGAGCAAGCGGCUGGAGUCAGAGAUGAAGAAGCUUUCAGGAAACUUCAAAUUGCAACCGGAGAGGCGACGCUGUGCGGUGCGGCGGCGACUCUGGCGGCGCGCGCGGCUCUGCUACGGCCGGCAGAGCUGGCGGCGGCCGAUGCGCGCCUCGCCGCGCUACUCGCUAACCUCGACACACUGCGCGCUGCACUAAAACCAGCCAAUCCAGAACUGGAGGCCAAGGUGAAUGAGUUGCACAAGCUGCUCCAACAAGUGGACGGCGUGUCGCACGCAGAGAUACUUGAGCGGAUUGAGGCGCUUGAAGCUCUUCACAACCACGCAAAGAACUUCGGCAAAUCACUUGCUGAGUUAGAAACCCUGCAAAGUACGGUAGCUAGUGGCGUGCACAACAACAAGGAACUGUUGCAAGGCGUGCAAGAAGUAUUCGCACACAAUGUAGACAACUUGCACAAGGAGAUACGGAAACUUGAUGAGAGGAUCUCCAAGUUAGCUGCAGCCUGAUGUGUGCUCACAUGUGCUUGAAUAUAUUUAUAGUUGAUUUGUCUUUGUAGAACAAGUGUAUCUUACAUUGGGUUACACAUUGGAUUUAUCGAAAGUAUAUACUGAUAAAUGAAAAAAUCUACUAGUCUUCUAGUUAUUUAAAAAAAAACAAAAAAAAAUGG